Schistocerca cancellata (South American locust) is the source of this 3717-nucleotide messenger RNA. Its product is annotated as bcl-2-associated transcription factor 1-like. Bases 1 to 3717 code for a protein of 1238 amino acids. The record is from RefSeq and is a predicted model, not a curated record. Lineage: Eukaryota; Metazoa; Arthropoda; Insecta; Orthoptera; Acrididae. The transcript has 9 exons.
AUGAAGCAGCAGUCGGGCACGGAGCAGCAGUCCCGCAAGAAGCAGCAGUCGGGCACGGAGCAGCAGUCCCGCACGAAGCAGCAGUCGGGCACAAAGCAGCAGUCAGGCACGGAGCAGCAGUCCCGCACGAAACAGCAGUCCCGCACGAAGCAGCAGUCGGGCACCGAGCAGCAGUCCCGCACGAAGCAGCAGUCGGGCACGGAGCAGCAGUCCCGCACCAAGCAGCAGUCGGGCGCAAAGCAGCAGUCGGGCACGGAGCAGCAGUCCCGCACAAAGCAGCAGUCACGCACGAAGCAGAACAGUCCCGCGCAAGACAGCGGUCGGGCACGAAGCAGCAGUAGGGGCACGGAGCAGCAGUCCCGCAAGAAGAAGCAGUCGGGCACGGAGCAGCAGUCUCGCACAAAGAUGCAGUCGGCCACGAAGCAGCAGUUGGGCAUGGAGCAGCAGUCCCGCACGAAGCAGCAGUCCCGUACGAAGCUGCAGUCGGGCACAGAGCAGCAGUCCCGCACGAAGCAGCAGUCGGGCACGAAGCAGCAAUCAGGCAGGGAGCAGCAGUCCCGCACAAAGCAGCAAUCGGAAACGAAGCAGCAGUCCUGCACAAAGCAGCAGCCGGGCACGAAGCAGCAGUCCUGCACGAAGCAGAAGUCGGGCACAGAGCAGCAGUCCCGCACGAAGCAACAGUUGCAGCAGCAGUCCCGCACAAAGCAGCAGUCGGGCACGGAGCAGCAGUCCCGCACGAAGCAGCAGUCGGGCACGAAGCAGCAGUCGGGCACAGAUCAGCAGUCCCGCACGAAGCAGCAGUCGGGCAUGAGGCAGCAGUCGCAGCAGUCGGGCAUGGAGCAGCAGUCCCACAUGAAGCAACAGUCGGGCACGAAGCACCAGCCCCGCACGAAGCACCAGUCCCACACAAAGCAGCAGUCGGGCACGGAGCAGCAGUCCCGCACGAAGCAGCAGUCAGGCAUGGAGCAGCAGUCCCGCACGAAGCAGCAGUCAGCCACAAGGCAGCAGUCGGACACGGAGCAGCAGUCCCGCACGAAGCAGCAGACGGACACGGAGCACCAGUCCUGCACGAAGCAGCAGUCGGGCAUGAAGCACCAGUCCCGCACGAAGCAGCAGUCCCGCACAAAGCAGCAGUGGGGCACGGAGAAGCUAUCCCGCACGAAGCAGCAGUCAGACAUGGAGCAGCAGUCCCGCACAAAGCAGCAGUCAGGCACGAAGCCGCAGUCAGGCACGGAGCUGCAGUCCCGCAUGAAGCAGCAGUUGGGCACGGAGCAGCAGUCCCCCAUGAAUCAGCAGUCGGGCCCGAAGCAGCAGUCGGGCACAGAGCACAGUCCCGCACGAAGCAAAGUCUGGCACGAAGCAGCAGUCCCGCACGAAGCAGCAGUCGGGCACGAAGCACCAGUCCCGCACGAAGCAGAAGUCGGGCAAGAAGCAGCAGUCCUGCAGGAAGCAGCAGUCGGCAUGAAGCAGCAGUCCCGCACGAAGCAACAGUCGCGCACGAAGCAGCAGUCCCACACGAAGCAGCAGUCAGGCAUGGAGCAGCAGUCCCGCACAAAGCCGCAGUCAUGCACGAAGCCACAGUCGGGCAUGGAGCUGCAGUCCCGCAUGAACCAACAGUUGGGCACGGAGCAGCAGUCCCCCAUGAAUCAGCAGUCGGGCACGAAGCAGCAGUCAGCAGUCCCGCAUGAAGCAGCAGUCGGGCACGAAGCAGCAGUCAUUCACAGAGCAGCAGUCCCGCACGAAGCAGCAGGCCUGCACGAACACCAGUCGGACACAGAUCAGCUGUCCCGCACGAAGCAGCAGUCGGGCACGAAGCAGCAGUCCCGCACGAAGCAGCAGUCGGGCACAAAGCAGCAGUCCCGCACGAAGCAACCAUUUGGCACGAAGCAGCAGUCCCGCACGAAGCAGCAGUCGGCACGGAGCAGCAGUCCCGCACGAAGCAGCAGUUGGGCACAGAACAGCAGUCCCCAGUCGGGCACGGAGGAGCAGUCCCGCACGAAGCAGCCGUCGGGCACGAAGAAGCAGUCCCGUUCAAAGCCGCAGUUGGGCACGAAGCAGCAGUCCCGCACGAAGCAGCAGUCGGGCACGAAGCAGCAGUCCUGCACGAAGCAGCAGUCGGGCAUGGAGCAGCAGUCCCGCACGAAGCAACAGUCGGGCACAAAGCACCAGUCCCGUUCGAAGCCGCAGUUGGGCACGAAGCAGCAGUCCCGCACGAAGCAGCAGUCGGGCACGAAGAAGCAGUCCCGCACGAAGCAGCAGUCGGGCACGGAGCAGCAGUCCCGCACAAAGCAGCAGUCGGGCACAGAACGGCAGUCCCGUAUGAAGCAGCAAUCGGACACAAAGCAGCAGUCCCGCACGAAUCAACAGUCGGGCACGAAGCAGCAGUCCCGCACGAAGCAGCAGUCGUGCACGGAGCAACAGUCCCGCGUGAAGCAGCAGUUGGGCACGGAGCAGCAGUCCUGCACGAAACAACAGUCGAGCACGAAGCAGCAGUCCGGCACCAUGCAGCAGUCGGGCACGAAGCAGCAGUCCUGUCCGAAGCAACAAUCGGGCAUGAAGAAGCAGUCCCCCAUGAAGCAGAACUCGCGCAUGAAGCACCAGUCCCGCACGAAGCAUCAGUCCGGCACAGAGCAGCAGUCCCUUACAAAACAGCAGUCGGGCACGGAGCAGCAGUCCCGCACGAAGCAACAGUCGGGCAGAAAGCAGCAGUCCCACACAAAGCAACAGUCGGGCACGAAGCAGCAGUCCCGCACGAAGCAACAGUCGGGAGUCCCAAACGAAGCAACAGCCGGCACGAAGCAGCAGUCCCGAACGAAGCAGCAGUCGGGCACGGGGUAUCAGGCCCGCUCGAAGCAACAGUUGGGCACGGAGCAGCAGUCGGGCACAGAGAAGCAGUCCCCCACGAGUCAGCAGUCGGGCACGAAACAGACGUCCCGCACGAAGCAGCAGUCCCGGACGGGACAACAGUCGGGCACGAAGCAGCAGUCCCGCAUGAAGCAGAAGUCGGGCACAAAACAGCCGUCCCGCACAAAGAAGCAGUCCCGCACGCAGCAGUCGGGCACGAAGCAGCUGUCCCGCACGAAGCAACAGUCGGGCACGAAGCAGCAGUCCCGCACGAAGCAGCAGUCCGGCACGAGGCAGCUGUCCCGCACGAAGCAGCAGUCGGGCACGACGCAGCAGUCCCGCACGAAGCAGCAGUCGGGCACGGAGCAGCAGUCCCGCACAAAGCAGCAGUCGGGCACAGAACGGCAGUCCCGUAUGAAGCAGCAAUCGGACACAAAGCAGCAGUCCCGCACGAAUCAACAGUCGGGCACGAAGCAGCAGUCCCGCACGAAGCAGCAGUCGUGCACGGAGCAACAGUCCCGCGUGAAGCAGCAGUUGGGCACGGAGCAGCAGUCCUGCACGAAACAACAGUCGAGCACGAAGCAGCAGUCCGGCACCAUGCAGCAGUCGGGCACGAAGCAGCAGUCCUGUCCGAAGCAACAAUCGGGCAUGAAGAAGCAGUCCCCCAUGAAGCAGAACUCGCGCAUGAAGCACCAGUCCCGCACGAAGCAUCAGUCCGGCACAGAGCAGCAGUCCCUUACAAAACAGCAGUCGGGCACGGAGCAGCAGUCCCGCACGAAGCAACAGUCGGGCAGAAAGCAGCAGUCCCACACAAAGCAACAGUCGGGCACGAAGCAGCAGUCCCGCACGAAGCAACAGUCGGGCACGAAGUAG